AUGGCUUCGGGUAGCGGACCAGGAGGUUUUGGGCGAGGUGGUAGGGGUGCAGCCUUAUUGCAGGCGUUGGCCGAAAGUGCCCGUAAACCAGGCCAAACAGAGAAAGAAUUGAGCCAAAACACAACCCCCCAGACAGAACCUCUGCUGGGCAGUAGAGUUAUGAGGUCUGCUGUAGCAUCAUCAGAACCACUGCUUCCAAUGGGGCGAGGUGCACUUUUAGCAAAUCUCAGGGAGUCCAUGUUGCAAGCCAAAAAGCCAGAGGAAUACUCCACAGAACAACAGCAGGAAGCUCCGGUAAAGCUGGAGUCAUCCCCACAGACAACUCCUGGGCUGUUCAGUAGUUCGGGUGCAGGAGUUUCAGAGCUUGUGCCUAAACCACUUGGUCGUGGUUCAGCAGCAAUGAAGGCGCUCUUAGCUCAAGAACAGCAGCAGCGUCAUUUGCCUCCCUCUUUGGGUAGAAGAUUUGACAUGCCAAUUCAGCAGCACAAAGAGAGGCCUCAGACAGAUGAAGCAGAUCUCCCAGCUCAAGAAAUGGCUCAACUCAGACUGGAGGACCAGCCUGUGAUACGAGAAAGAGUUCGUUUUCCAACCGUGACAAAGAUUGGCACAGAAGGAACACCAGUUGACCUCUCGGCGAACUAUGUCAAGGUUUUAUGCAAGCAUAAGGGUGUCUACCAGUAUUGUGUUGCCUUCUCGCCAGCCAUCGAUAACAGGAAACUGAAAAUGAAACUGCUUGCCGAGCACAAAGAGAGAUUCAAAACGGUGAACAGUUUUGAUGGCAAUAUCUUGUACUUACCAUUUGAACUUCCAGACAAAGAAACUGUUGUUACAUCAAAACGGAUAACAGACGGGGCUACAAUAACCAUCACUGUGACGUUCAUCAAAGUUGUCCCACCUGAGCAGUGUUGCCAUCUUUACAAUGUUGUCCUCAGGAGAAUCAUGUACAUCCUAGAGAUGUGCCAGGUAGGCCGCUACUACUACAACGGCCACACAGCAGCUACAGUCCCACAGCAUAAGUUGGAGGUUUGGCCAGGUUAUGUGACAGCAAUCAAGGAACAUGAAGGAGGUCUCUUGUUGCUCUUGGAUGCUUCCCAUAAAGUGCUUAGGACAGAAACUGUUCAUGACAUUAUGGAGAAGACUGCCAUCACAAAUACACAAGGGUUUCAGGAUGAGAUCAUCCGCAGAGUUGUUGGCUGUACAGUGCUGACACGUUACAACAACAAAACAUACAGAGUGGAUGACAUUGUGUGGAGCAAAUCACCCAUGGAUCGUUUUGAAUGCAAAGCAACAGGAGAAAGUAUGUCCUUUGAAGAAUAUUACAGGAAGCAGUACAAUAUUAUAAUACAUAACAAGACCCAGCCUCUACUGCUUAACAAACGGAAACCUCCCAAAGGAGCACCACCGGGAACAAAGCCAGACCCAGAGUUUUUGUGUCUGAUCCCAGAGUUGUGCUACAUGACCGGUUUGACUGAAGACAUCCGCAAGCAGUUUACAGUGAUGAAGGAUUUAGCAAUUCACACACGUGUGACCCCGGCUCAGAGGAAGCUUGCCAUGAAGAAGUUCAUCAGCAGUGUCAACAGUAGCCCUGAGGCCCAAGCAGAACUGGCCAUAUGGGGCCUGCAACUGGACGGGUCAACUAUCUCAAUUGCAGGUCGGCAGUUACCCCAGGAGAAGAUCAUAAUGGGGAGGAAGGGGUUUCCUGCAGGACCUCAGGCAGACUGGUCUCGGGAAAUUGGACGCAACGAAUUGAUUUGUCCUGUCAAUCUGGUGAACUGGGGGUUGUUCUACACCCGCAAGGAUUCUGGGCGAGCAAAUGACUUUGCCAGGCUCAUGCUAUCAGAAACUCGAAACUUGGGCAUUAGCUGUCAGGCACCUUUCAGACGUGAGUUGGUCAAUGAGAAGAUAGACACUCUCGUGCAGGAGCUGAGGCAUUCAAUAAAUGAUCGGGUCCAGCUUGUUGUGGUCAUUAACCCCACUAACAGGGAUGACCGCUACUCUGCUAUCAAGAAAGUUUGUUGUGUGGAGUCACCUGUCCCAUCUCAGGUAAUCAUUUCUAAGACCAUAUCAAAACCAGACAAAAUGAGAAGUAUUGUUCAGAAGAUUGCUCUUCAGAUUAACUGCAAGCUUGGAGGUGAAUUAUGGUCUGUCAAGAUUCCAUUGCAAAAACUGAUGGUGGUUGGCAUUGACACUUACCAUGACAACGCCAGGAGCAAACAAUCCAUCGGAGGCUUCGUGGCUAGCAUGAACCAAGAUUGCACCCGGUGGUACUCUAAUGUGUGCUUCCAGCGACCAGGCCAAGAACUAGCACAUGGCCUGCAUAUAUGCCUGACUAAUGCUCUCAGGAAAUACCAUUCCGUAAAUCAUUUUCUUCCAGAGAAGAUUGUCAUCUACCGUGAUGGUGUUGGAGACGGCCAGCUGAAUGUCCUGGCAGACCAUGAAGUCAAACAGCUACACAGAAGCUUUUCCAGUUUUGGCGACUAUUCACCACAGUGCACCACUGUGUGUGUGCAGAAGAGAAUAAACACAAGAAUAUUUAAAAAGGAAAGAGAUGGAGAAGUGGGGAAUCCAUUGCCAGGUACUGUUGUGGAUCACACGGUGACAAGAAGAGACAGGUAUGACUUCUUCAUUGUCUCACAGCAUGUCCGCCAGGGCACAGUCAGCCCAACUCACUAUAUCGUGGUGGACGAUGGUGUGGGUUUGCAGCCAGGCUUGAUGCAGAGGCUGACAUAUAAGAUGACACACUUGUACUACAACUGGCCAGGCACAGUUAGGGUGCCAGCUCCUUGUCAGUAUGCUCACAAGCUGGCUUACUUGGUGGGAGAGAGUAUUCACAAAGAACCAGCAGAGUGUCUAUCAGACCGCCUUUUCUUCUUGUGA
Molecule: messenger RNA, 2877 nt
Organism: Candidula unifasciata
Lineage: Eukaryota; Metazoa; Mollusca; Gastropoda; Stylommatophora; Geomitridae
Source: the annotation of a GenBank genome assembly